AUGGACUUUUUCCGACGCCUCAACCAGAGUUACCCUCCCCGUCCGUCGCCGUUGGGCACCUCGCAGCAGCAGUCUUCUCCGCAGCGCCCAUCGUCCGGUACACCAGCCUCGAGUCCUGAGUCUCGCCGUUCCACCGAGAGCCAUCGCAAUCAUGCUCCGUCGCGCUCGACGGCCUCUCUCUAUGCGCGCACAUCACCCACAUCUCCGGCGACGGGCUUUGGGCAGCGAUCUGUCUCCCGACCGUCGUCCCUGCGUGGUGAUGCCCCGAGCAUCGACAAGUCGGUCCAAUCCCAUCGCCGCCAUGGCAGUCUAGACCGCAAAGAACCUUCAGCUACACACCGGCGGAACCAGUCGCAGCCCUUUCUGCGAUAUCGAGAUGGGCUGCUGGGACACCGCGACAUGAAUCCUCCCCCCCACGACUCUGUGCAUCGUACCUCUCACGGUAGCAGUGGAAGCCCUGUGUAUUCCGGUCAACACGAGAACUCGGCGCCACCCGCGUUUGGGAAUCGCCAAAUGCCACCUCCAUCUCCUCCACACGCCUACGGCUCACGAGCGCAGUCUGCGAACGCGCCCGCCUCAUCUUCUAUGCUUCCACGCGACUCUUCUUCCGGCCAAUCCCACCGUCCAGGUAGCAGCAUGUCCAUCUCCUCCAUGUUAGGCGGUGACUCUGAACGUCCAGCCCGAGAUGCCGGCCCAUCGUUUUUCUCACGCCCAUCAUCGCUGUUUGGUAGCGCACAGCCAUCCUCGGCGACCGGUGCCAUGUCACCGCCAAGUGGACCAGCAAGACCAUCGCCGCUCGACCACCCUCUCUUCCGCCGAUCCCGUACCCCCGAAAAGUCUUUGUCGUCCAAGCCCCAGACCGGCCGGCCUUCCCGGGCUGGAUCCGGGAGCGGGUCGCACCUCUUCUCGGAGCAAUCCAGAUUUGGUGGCCUGUCGCGCGGACCGUCAUCGUCACAAUUCCCAGAUAAGCCUCACUCGACACACCCUUCACCUCGAAUCUCGUCUGCAGAGGCGCCCCCGAACGAGCCUCGGCGAAUGAGUCUGAGUGGGCCCAUCGCCCGACCGAGCAGCCAGCCACCACAUGCCGACGGGCCCACGCGCGCGCCAGCCUACAGCCCAAUCUCACGGCCGUCUGGAAGUGUGUCAGAACGGCCGUUUGAGUCGGGUCCGCGCUCUGCGUCCACAUCCUACAUGGGGCAAGAUUCUGCGCUCAGCCGGCUCGGUAGCCUUUUUGGUGAUCGCCGCUCAGAAGAUCCUCUAUACCGUGACCGAGAUCGAACUGCCAGUCAUGCGACCGAUGCCAAGGCUUCCCGAGGCGCGUCAUCCCGGUUUGGUUCGCUCUACGGAGAUCGAGAACCGGUCGAACGGCAUUCCGGCGCCUCGACCUGGGAGCAACGUUCACAUCCGGCAUCGCCAGAGACUAGGCGUUUCCCUGCACCGGAAGGUGCGUCAGGGUUUGGAUUCGGUGCCAUUCAGAGCUACACCAAGUCGUUGGGGUCUCAGCCCGGCGGGGGCCGCCAGCCUCCUUCGUCUUUACAAAGUCGACACAGCCAGCCCACUUCGCCGCCACAUGAAUCACCGUUUAAGCAGACGCAGCCUCCACGCAUGGGCUCGAACCCAACUGGGGCAUCGGCUGCCCCAGGACUAUUCAGUCUCUCAACCACAGAAGACACGCGACGCAAGGGAAGUGAUGAACUUUUCCAUCAUCGCAACUUGCUAGCGGUUGGGGCAGACGGAAAGCGCGGCGGACGAGCGUCGCCUCUUCCUCAGGCUGUUCAAGGAGCUCAGGCUCCAUUCAUCGGGCCCAGUGGCGAGUCCGGCAUCAAGAACGAGCUUGGACGAGUGUUUUCUGGAAUCGGAAGCGGCGUUGGCGGCGUGACGGCCACCUCUGCCAAUAGUGGAUCACCGACACCCAUGACAUCGAGCCCGUUCAAGCGUGACAGUUUCAACGGGCGGUCCGGCAGCGGCGAGGUGUUUGACGAGUCCAAGAUCGCCCGACCCGCAUCUGCCACGAGCUCCAAGCGGGCACGAAAAUCGCAAGAUGAGGAUCCUCAGAUGGAUCUGGAGGGAUCAACGCUGUCAGCGCGUGGAAACCGUCGUGCUCGACACCCCCACCAGCAUCACCAUCACCAUCAUCAUCACCAUCACCGCCAUAAGCUUGAAGAGGAGGCGGCACUGGCUGGACUCCAUCGUCCGUUGUCGGCCGCGAAUUAUCUCCAUUCCACCUCUACCCCCGCAGACGGAGCCCCUGCGUCCACCUCUGGUCAUCAUCACCACCACCAUCAUCACCAUCACCAUGCUCCCCGACCGGCCACCCUCCCAGUUGCUGUAUCAACGCCUCUACGGGAACCCCGAACCAUCGUGAAUAUCGAGCCCUUGCUGUCCAGCGUGGCUGAUCGACCGCGGCAUCACCUGGGAUCGACGCUCUACACCCCGCGCAUCAGUGCCCCGUCAGCCAAGGCAUCUGCGGACAGCGCCAAGUUCGGAUAUACUACGAUUCCUCAGCCGCUUCCCCGUUUUGAAGGGCGCGAAAAUUGCACGUUUACCGUCCGCGUCCCGCGUUUCCGGAUCGACGCAAAUCACAGGGAAGAGAUCUGCGCGCGGCGUGCGUUGUGGGGAACUGGUGUCUACACGGACGAUUCAGAUCCAGUCGCCGCCGCGAUCCACUCGGGGUACAUCCGGGGUGCAUGGGGUGAAGACGUGGACGAGUCCAUGCUCGAUCUGGAAAUCAAAGACACCUACCAACAUGCUCCGCAGCCCGAAGUCAAUGGAGCCGACGCUUCCAAAACAGAUGCCCAGGCAAGCAAGGAGCCGCGCCUGCCCCCUGUUCCUCCGGCGGACAAGGAUCUCCACAUCACUCUCUUGAUUUUGCCGCGUCUCGAGCGGUAUGACUCGGCCGUGUUGUUCGGGAUCAAGUCGCGAGUGUGGGACGGCCGGCAUGACGGCAUGAGCUUCAAGGUGCAUCGCAUUGACUGGGUGGAUGAGGGGGUAGGUCGCGGAGAAGAGCGAAGCGGCGAGGCCCGACGCAAACGCCUGCGCACUCUGAUGCAAAGCGGGCGCAUCUGCACUGGGCCGGCGAUGGCGAAGAUGGCCGCGCUGCGCCAGAGCGGGGUGCAGGUUCCCCGGGCUCUUGAUGGUAAGAACCAGCUAGCACCCGUGCAGCCGGUCUCCUAA
This is a messenger RNA of Penicillium riverlandense, 3174 nucleotides long. RefSeq lists its product as uncharacterized. NCBI's taxonomy places the organism in Eukaryota, Fungi, Ascomycota, Eurotiomycetes, Eurotiales, Aspergillaceae. The transcript has 4 exons. The record is from RefSeq and is a predicted model, not a curated record. The coding region runs from base 1 to 3174 and encodes 1057 amino acids.